Molecule: messenger RNA, 1528 nt
Organism: Chiloscyllium plagiosum (whitespotted bambooshark)
Lineage: Eukaryota; Metazoa; Chordata; Chondrichthyes; Orectolobiformes; Hemiscylliidae
Source: RefSeq, a predicted model, not a curated record
AUUGGAGAUAAAUCAUCCACUUCAGAUCAGGAUAUCUGGGAAGUGUUAAGUCUUUAUGCUCUCUUCUGUCUCAUCAUCAAUGCUGUUCAUCAUGCUUUUCCAGCAUGAUGUUUAGUUUAUAUUUCAGAUUUCCAGCAUUCACAGUGUUUUUCUUUUUGUGUUAGAAGUACUUCUGUUCCAUUAGUUAAUUUUCCUGUCCAGCCCAGUCUCUGCCCUUGGCCACCUCUUGUUUUCCUCGUGUUAGCCAGUGUAAAUUCUUCAUAGAUUCAAUGGGCCAGAUGUCUUGCUCCUGUGCUGUAAUAAUGCUAUAAUCACAACAAUGAGAAUAUGAUUUAGGAAUUGGAUGAGAAAAUUUACAGUCUUCCUGUCUCCAUAUUGAGUUCCAACAAUUCCAGGACGUUACCUCUGCAUCAAACCUAUUUUUUUUUUUACCUUUUUGUAAACUAACCUUUGGUAAUGAGUCUCGUUUAUCCCAUUGUAUAUUUCCUCUGGUCUGAUCUGUUCUUUCUUCAGUUGCCCCAUCACCACUCAAAUAACAGCCAAGUGCUGCAGAUACAUGAAAGAUUAAAUGAAAGCAGAAAUUGCUGGAGAAACUCAUCAGCCUCAGAACCGAAAACAGGCGCUGACUCUGGAAGUGAGAGCUCGGAGUCUCAAGGAGAAACGAGUGAGCCAUCCCAUGUUUCUGAAAUGGAUUUUCUGAGGAACUUGUUGUCGCGUUCACUCGAUCUGCGCGAACGUCAACCUGAUAAGGUUUUGGAAGAACUUAGCAUCGAAGGAAUAGCAAAAUACAUCCUGAACAAAAAAUGUGAGAAGAUUAUAUGCAUGGUUGGAGCUGGCAUAUCAACAUCGGCAGGGAUCCCUGACUUCCGCAGCCCUGGUACCGGCCUCUAUCACAACCUUCAGAAAUACAACCUGCCCUAUCCAGAGGCCAUCUUUGAAACUGAUUACUUCAAGCAACACCCAGAACCGUUCUUUGCACUGGCGAAGGAGCUGUACCCCGGGCAGUUUAAGCCCACCGUUUCCCAUUAUUUCAUGCGGAUGCUAAGGGACAAGGGACUGCUGUUACGAUGUUACACACAGAACAUUGACACGCUAGAACGUGUAGUUGGACUACAGGAUGAGGACUUGAUAGAGGCACACGGGACAUUCUACACCUCCCAUUGCACUAACCGCACGUGCAAUAAGCUGUAUAACUUGGACUGGAUGAAAACACAGAUCUUCACAAAGCCACUGCCAAAAUGCGAAGAGUGCAAUUCUGUCGUGAAACCUGAUAUCGUGUUCUUUGGCGACAGUCUCCCCCAACGAUUCUUUGCGACUAUAGAGUCCGAUUUUCCAAAGUGCGACCUCCUCAUCAUCAUGGGCACCUCCCUGCAGGUGCAACCAUUUGCGUCUCUUGCCAGCAGGGUGUCUGACACAACACCCAGGCUUCUCAUUAACAAGGAAGUCAGUCAACAGGUGGGUACCAGGACUAAAAACGCUCCAGCGGAGCCAUUUUCCAACUUCACUCACUAACCUUGUAUUAACUCUA